Racocetra persica is the source of this 203-nucleotide messenger RNA. The record is from the annotation of a GenBank genome assembly. Lineage: Eukaryota; Fungi; Glomeromycota; Glomeromycetes; Diversisporales; Gigasporaceae.
AACCUGGGCAAGAGAAGGUCUUACUUGCAGAAAUAAGUAAAAAAAAUAAAGCUGUGAAAUCAAAAGUUGUAGUCUAUGAAGCCGAAAGUGGUAAAUCUAUGAAACCGAAGAAUGAAAAGGCCAAACUAUCUAGCUACAUUGGUGAAGCUGGUGGUUCAAGAAAUCUUAGAAUAUUUGAAGACGGUUCAAGAGAAAUAAGAUAG